AUGCCGGUUUCAACGCGGUCUCAAAUCACCACCACCACCACCAACCAUGGCGAAAACGAACCAAACCCGACAACAACACAGAGACUGAGAAACCCUCACCAUGGCCUAAAGGAGAAGCUGAAGACGCUCACUCUUUUAUACGAGCAACAGAAGCAAGCUUCUGUAGCUCUCAAGAACGGGUCUUUAAGACCCCCACAAGAGAAAAACGUGAUGCGAGAAAACACAAUGCCCAACACAACAAUCACAAGAACCUUUGUGUUACCUCAACCACCCUCAAACGACGAAGAUGCUAAGGAGAAUAUAGUUGUUGGGUCUGAUAGAAUUGUCGGGUUUUCGUGCCCACGAAAGACAACAUCAACAACAACGAAUGUUUGUGUCUCGAGUUCUGCUACCGUGGCACGGAAACUGUCGAUGGGGAUGGUUCAAGAGUUUGAGAAGGUUGACGCGGUUUCGGAGAAGCAAGGGAAGGUUGGGAGUAGGAUCCUUGUGUUCGUGAGGCUUAGGCCUAUGAACAAGAAGGAAAAGGAAGCGGAGUCACGGUGCUGUGUCAGAAUCGUUAAUCGCCGUGACGUUUAUCUAACGGAGUUUGCCAAUGAAAACGAUUAUCUCAGACUUAAUAGGCUUCGUGGACGCCACUUUACCUUCGAUGCCGCGUUUCCUGAUUCCUCAACUCAACAAGAAGUUUACUCCACCACAACCUCAGAACUUGUGGAAGCGGUUCUGCAAGGGAGGAAUGGAUCGGUUUUCUGUUAUGGAGCAACGGGGGCUGGGAAGACUUACACAAUGCUUGGGACAGUGGAGAAUCCAGGGGUGAUGGUUUUGGCAAUUAAGGAUCUUUUCAGUAAAAUCAAGCAGAGAAGUUUUGAUGGAAGCCAUGUGGUUCAUCUCUCUUAUCUUGAGGUUUAUAAUGAAACUGUUAGGGAUUUGCUCUCCCCUGGAAGGCCUCUUGUUCUUAGAGAAGAUAAACAGGGGAUUGUAGCGGCAUGCCUUACACAAUACAGAGCUUAUUCCACUGAUGAAGUGAUGGCAUUGCUUCAGCAAGGAAAUCAGAACCGAACUACAGAACCAACUCGUGCAAACGAAACAUCUUCACGUUCCCAUGCAAUUUUGCAGGUUGUGGUAGAAUACCGAGUUAGAGAUGCUUCAAUGAAUAUUGUUAACCGUGUGGGCAAGCUCUCAUUAAUUGAUCUUGCAGGAUCAGAGAGAGCUCUUGCCACGGAUCAAAGAACUCUUAGAUCUCUUGAAGGUGCCAAUAUAAACCGGUCUCUUCUUGCACUGAGCAGUUGCAUUAAUGCUCUUGUAGAGGGCAAGAAACACAUACCAUAUAGAAAUUCAAAACUCACUCAGCUUCUCAAGGAUUCACUAGGAGGAAUUUGUAACACUGUCAUGAUUGCAAACAUAAGCCCAAGUAACCUCUCAUUUGGUGAAACUCAGAACACAGUUCACUGGGCUGAUAGAGCCAAGGAGAUUCGUGCAAAGGUAAGUGAUGCAAAUGAGGAUCAAUUACCAGUGCCUGAGACAGAAACUGACCAGACCAAGCUUGUACUUGAGCUGCAAAAGGAGAAUCGUGAUUUGAGAAUACAAUUAGCAAGGCAGCAACAGAAGUUCUUGACCCUCCAAAAACAAUCCUUAGCUUCACAUGCCUCACCAACACCACCUUCAGCUGGAUCACUUUCCACUCCUCCAACUUCUGCUCAACCAAUUGAAAAAAGAAGGGCUAGAACCUCUUUCUUGGCUGGAACUUGUUUCACUCCAGAAACCAAGAAGAAGGGACCUGAACUAGCUGUCAAGACACUUCAACGAACCGUAAAAGCACUUGAGGCAGAGAUAGAGAGACUGAAGAAAGAUCAUAGCUUGCAGCUAAAGCAAAAGGAUGAUCUUAUUUACGAGCUCUCACAAAAGGGUGGAAAACAAACAUUAACAACAAUGGAGGUGGGAAAGGGAGUGAUGACCAGGGCUAAGGAUCCACACAAUAGUGAGAUGAAGAGUCCAAGUCAACGUUUUCGAUCACCAGCACCAACUGCCAAGAAACGAAGCUUUUGGGACAUAACCACAACUAAUAGUCCAUCAGUUACUACAUUAAAUGGGAGAAAAACUAGAAGUCAUGUCCUUGCUGAACCUACUGCACCUCCUCCAUCCUUGCUUCUUCAGCCUGGUUUUGCUCGUCAAAAAGCCAAUAUUUAAAGUAAGUGAUUUUAUGAUGGAGUGGAAAUUGAAGUUGCCAGAGCACCGGAAAGUUCUGUAUUACACAUUUAGAGAGAUCAUUGCAGACAUGCUAUGCUCCUCCUUUGUGACCAUCUUUUUUAUGUCUCUACUCAAAGGAUGAUAGUGUAGUUAGCUGCAGGCUCGAGU
Messenger RNA from Abrus precatorius (Indian licorice), 2352 nucleotides. Its product is annotated as kinesin-like protein KIN-8A. Bases 1 to 2184 code for a protein of 727 amino acids. Gene Ontology annotation, molecular function: microtubule binding; microtubule motor activity; ATP binding. Gene Ontology annotation, biological process: microtubule-based movement. The record is from RefSeq and is a predicted model, not a curated record. Lineage: Eukaryota; Viridiplantae; Streptophyta; Magnoliopsida; Fabales; Fabaceae. The transcript is spliced from 7 exons.